Messenger RNA from Oncorhynchus gorbuscha (pink salmon), 4830 nucleotides. RefSeq names its product proprotein convertase subtilisin/kexin type 7-like. NCBI's taxonomy places the organism in Eukaryota, Metazoa, Chordata, Actinopteri, Salmoniformes, Salmonidae. The coding region runs from base 258 to 2348 and encodes 696 amino acids. Gene Ontology annotation, biological process: protein processing. The transcript has 16 exons. Gene Ontology annotation, molecular function: serine-type endopeptidase activity. The record is from RefSeq and is a predicted model, not a curated record. Gene Ontology annotation, cellular component: Golgi membrane; trans-Golgi network.
UUAGUAGUGUAAUGACGUUUUAACUCAUCCAAGUGGAUAAUAAAAAUAACAAAUAAGUUGUUGCGGAAGUGACGACAUUACGGAAACCACAGUCUCAGCUAUCGUAGAUGAAAUUGUAGUCCACAAAUAAACGGCAGACUAAAGACGUCGACGAAAAGCUACUUUCUCUACUCCUCCUCGCCACCCUGUCUCCUUAGGCUGCCGGUCCUAAUGUGGAGGCGGAGCAGAACUUGUGUUGAGCACGUGCCUGUGUUGCCAUGGGGACACCCCCCUUGUUCCUGCUCCUCCUGGGCCUGACCCCUAUGCUCCGCCUGACUGUUCAUACCUUCCACACGUCCGCCCCUCCCCCGGCUCCCCCUCCCUCCUGUGGGCCGUGCCAGUCCUGGGCCGUCCGGCUGCACACAGACUCCGAGCUGCUGGAGGCUGAAGGAUCCACCCUUCACGAGCUGGCCAGCAGGGUGGCUGAGCAGGCUGGCCUGGAGAACAGGGGCCAGAUAGGGCAGCUGGAGGGCCACUACCUGCUCUGUGCCGGGCCUGAGGAGGAGGGCAGGCCGGGGGACGUGCUGGCAGCCCACCCUCAUGUGCUCUGGCACUCCCAGGAGCAGGUCCUCAGCCGCUCCAAGAGAGCAAUAGCCUUCAACGACCCCAGAUACCCAUUACAGUGGCACCUGCACAACGAUGUCAGGGAGGGCAUGGACAUCAAUGUGACUGGUGUAUGGGAGCACAACAUCACAGGGACAGGGGUGACGGUGGUGGUCGUGGACGAUGGGGUUCAGCAUACCCUCCAGGACAUUCAGCCAAACUAUAGUCCAGAGGGCAGUUAUGACUUGAACUCCAACGACCCGGACCCCAUGCCCCACCCGGACGCCCGCAGUGACAACCACCAUGGCACGCGCUGCGCUGGGGAGAUCGCCGCUGUCUCCAACAAUAGCUUCUGCGCUGUGGGCGUGGCCUAUGGCAGUAAAGUGGCAGGUAUCAGAGUCCUGGAUGGGCCGCUCACAGACAGUAUGGAGGCGGUGGCUUUCAACAAGCACUACCAGAUCAACGACGUCUACAGCUGCAGUUGGGGUCCUGACGAUGAUGGCCGCACUGUCGAUGGACCACACCCCUUGGGCAAGGCGGCGCUGCAGCACGGAGUGAUUGCUGGCAGACGGGGCUUCGGCAGUAUCUUUGUCGUCGCCAGUGGCAAUGGGGGCCAGUACGAGGACAACUGCAACUACGAUGGCUAUGCUAACUCAAUCUACACUGUUACCAUUGGAGCAGUAAAUGAGGAAGGGAAGAUGCCCUUCUAUGCUGAGGAGUGUGCCUCCAUGCUGGCUGUCACCUUCAGCAGUGGGGGCAGAACGCUGCGUAGUAUUGUGACGUCAGACUGGUCACUGCAGCAGGGCACGGGCUGUACUGACGGGCACACGGGCACCUCGGCGGCGGCACCCCUGGCGGCUGGCAUGGUGGCUCUGAUGCUGCAGGUCCGGCCCUGUCUCACCUGGAGAGACGUGCAGCACAUCAUCACCUACACAGCCACACAGUAUGAUGUGCAAGGGGACUGGAAAAUCAAUGGAGCGGGCUUCCACCACAGUCACCAGCAUGGCUUCGGCCUGCUCAACGCCUGGCGGCUGGUCAACGCUGCCAAGGUGUGGGAGAUGGUGCCAUUCCUAGUGUCCUAUCAGAGCCCAGUGCUGAAGGAGGAGGCUCUUGUCCCAGCCUAUCCGGAGCAACUCAACCUAACCUGGAACGUCACUGCAGCUGACCUCAGGCAGUCCGGGAUGCAGACCUUGGAGCACGUGUCUGUCACCUUGACGCUGGUCCAUUCUCGCCGCGGCAGCGUGGAGAUCGCUCUGCUCUGCCCUAGUGGAAUGACCUCCCUCAUCGGGGCGCGCCGUGCUCUGGACACGGAUACCUCGGGUUACUCAGACUGGACGUUCUCCACUGUGCGCUGCUGGGGAGAGGGAGCCGAGGGCCAGUACAGGCUGCAAGUCUCUGACCACAGUAAGGAAGAGCCUGCGUGGCCCCUGGGCACUCUGAAGCACUGGAAGCUCACUCUGUACGGCUCCUCUCUAUCCUUCGAAGAGGUCAAGGAGAGACAGAGUGUGGUGGAGGAGGCUAUGGGGGGGCAGUAUCUGGACAGCAGUUUCUCCCUGCCCUGUCCUGCAGGCAUGGACAUCCCCCCUGAGACGGUCAGCCCGUUCACAUCCAGCAGCCUCAAGUCUCUGCUACUGCUGGGCUGCUUCGCACUCUUCUGGUCCCUGUACUACACCCUGGAGGUGACCUUGGCCAACCUGGACUUUAGAGGACUGUGUUGGUGGGACAGGGGGAUGCGGGGCUCCCACAGGGGGCUGGAGAUGCUCUGAGCUGGAGAGAACUGUGUGUUGGACUAAUCACUGGAGACGCUGCCACAUAACACUGGAGAACCUCUUCCCUCUACGACCUCCCACCCGCCGUUCAUCAGUCUAGGCCUGCGGUGAACCCAGGGGGGCAAACUGGACUGGACUGGAGACUGAGCUAUGUGGGCUGGAACUGUGAUCUCACUGGCCCACCCAUCUCUCCCCAAGCCUGUGGCCUUUUAUCAGCGUUGCAGAGACCCAAGCCUGUGGCCUUAUAUCAGCGUUGCAGAGACCCAAGCCUGUGGCCUUAUAUCAGCGUUGCAGAGACCCAAGCCUGUGGCCUUAUAUCAGCGUUGCAGAGACCCAAGCCUGUGGCCUUAUAUCAGCGUUGCAGAGACCCAAGCCUGUGGCCUUAUAUCAGCGUUGCAGAGACCCAAGCCUGUGGCCUUAUAUCAGCGUUGCAGAGACCCAAGCCUGUGGCCUUAUAUCAGCGUUGCAGAGACCCAAGCCUGUGGCCUUAUAUCAGCGUUGCAGAGACCCAAGCCUGUGGCCUUAUAUCAGCGUUGCAGAGACCCAAGCCUGUGGCCUUAUAUCAGCGUUGCAGAGACCCAAGCCUGUGGCCUUAUAUCAGUGUUGCAGAGACCCAAGCCUGUGGCCUUAUAUCAGCGUUGCAGAGACCCAAGCCUGUGGCCUUAUAUCAGCGUUGCAGAGACCCAAGCCUGUGGCCUUAUAUCAGCGUUGCAGAGACCCAAGCCUGUGGCCUUAUAUCAGCGUUGCAGAGACCCAAGCCUGUGGCCUUAUAUCAGCGUUGCAGAGACCCAAGCCUGUGGCCUUUUAUCAGCGUUGCAGAGCCCCAAGCGUAUGUGAGUAAGUGUACUGCGGGGGAGAAACCUAAACCCUCUGGAUCUCUCAGCACCCUCCGGUCUCACCUAGCAGUGCUAUAGAGGUGGUAGUUUGGCUUGGUCUUUGGGUUGAAGUGUGUAUCACUAGUUUGGUUCAGUCCCUUACCUGGGUCUUUUACUGUGGGAUUAGACGGCAUGCUGGACAACCAGACAGAGCAGCACUCCUGGGGUGGUUUCCUGGACAAUGAUUAUCCUGGACUAAAAAGCAAGAUCAAUUACGAAUAUCCGUUAGAAAUGCUUUUUAGCCCCGGAUUAGGUUAUAGUCUGGGUCCGUAACCGGCCCUUGCAGUUUAAAUCAGUCUUCCAAAGUUUAUUAGGUGUGCACCAUGGGAAGGCAUUACAAUGCUGUGCGUGUGAAUGUGUUUUUAAAUGUAAAUUGUUUUGGGGAUGUGUGACGGUGUGAGAAUGAUGAAGUGCUCUUGAGAUUAUGGCUGCUUUUUAAAUUAUUUAUUUUAUUAAUAGGAUUUGUUCAAAUGUUUGCAUUGUAAUUUCAGAAAAUACUGUGUACGAAACAUGAAACACCUUCCUAAUAUUGAGUUGCCCUCAGAACAGUCGAUUUGUCAGGGCAUGGACUCUACAAGGUGUCAAGCAUUCCACAGGGAUAAUGUUCCAUGUUGACUCAAAUGAUUCCCACAAUUGUCAAUUUGACUGGGUGACCUUUGGAUGUUAGACCAAGUUGCUUUUGGUUUUGGUCCAACAGCUAUUGCGACGAUUUUAGAUGGUACAAUGAUUACCGACACUAUUCCGUGCUUGUUUUCUCGCGAACUGAAAUUGAGCGAACAGUGUAGAAUUUUUGCAACUAGGAAAUGAAUCAUUUCCACUAGAUAACACAGCCACGAAUUCAGAACAGCUUUCCCAUUUUGACAACAGAUUACAUUCCGGUGGGAGAAAUCAGUAUGCAAAUAUCGCAGCCAAUCCCAACACUAGCGGCUAAGUGAUACUGUGAAACACUUUCAUUCCACUAUUAGCGCCAGAUAUAUUAUGGAAAUUUUUCUGAAAUUACAAUGCAUAAAUUCAAAGAAAUCCUGUGUGUAGCAGCUUUAAAGCUACAAUAUGUACGUUUUUGGGCGACCGGACCAAGUUCGUAUAGAAAUGGGUGAUCAUUCAUUCCUGUCUAAGAAGCGGUAGAUUUGUUCUAUGUGUGCUAUUUCUAUGCUUUCCGUUCUAAAGUUUUUUGCUUAUUUUACCUUCGGUUUUGUACUCUAACUUUAAACAGCUGAAUAUACAAUAUUUUUGAUUAUGGAAAAUAUAUUUCAAAGCGGUUUAGAUGGUACGAUGGUUCUCUACACAAUGACUACUUGUUUUGUCACAAACUGAAAUUACGCAAACUAUUCGUAUUUUAGCAACCAGGAAACGAUGGAGCGAUUUCUGUGCAUCUUUUAAGUUAAUUAUUUGUAAACCGACCUCCUGUUGGGAAUGUUAUUUUGUGCAGACUGUAUACAUUUUUCCAGUACUUGAACUUGAUUUGGGAUCUGAGUGUGGGGUUGAAUGUGUUUUUUAAAUUUGUUUUAUCAACUGUAAUAUGUGUGUGUUGUACAUCUAUAUAUCAGAGUUUGAUGAUUUUUAUGAACUGAAACAUAUUAAAGAUUGUAUUUUUAUUUACUGAA